Schistosoma turkestanicum is the source of this 4038-nucleotide messenger RNA. NCBI's taxonomy places the organism in Eukaryota, Metazoa, Platyhelminthes, Trematoda, Strigeidida, Schistosomatidae. The record is from the annotation of a GenBank genome assembly.
AUGUCUCCAGCAACUAAACUUAAAAGGACAUUCUCCGUACUGGUUGGUUCAGACAUAACUAUAAAAUUUCUCCUGCCUAAUGGGAUUAUAGUACCACUUACAGUGAGUUCAGAAUCAACGUUAGAAGAAAUCAAAGUGCAGCUUUGGAUUUCCGCAAUUAAAUUACCAUUAUUCGAUAUAUUGCAGUCGAAGAAUGAUUAUAUAUUUAUUGGUGUUAAUCGCGAAACUGGUGACGAAGAAGAAUUUUAUAAUUUAAAUCUUCGACUUCAUGAAAUCCCUCUUCUUCUACCUUACUUACGUGUUACUGAAGCUGCAAGAGAGAUUACUUUAUUGAAAAUCAAUAAUCAGGAUGCUGCAAUCUCCAGUUGCACAGGUAUACCACAUACAGAUAUCGUACGUGCUUGUAGAACGAACCCGGAAGUAAAAUGGGCGCGUUUACGUUUAUUACGCGUAGCUAAUAUGCAUACAAAUGCACUGAAUCAGACUGGAUCAGAUGGUUUGAUCCGUUAUUUAACUUCAGCUGGUAAACGUGAAUUAAGCCAAUCACUAAAAGUUCUUCUCCAAAAGCAAACUCAUCUUAAAAUCACAGCAUGGGUAUUAGAUGGUAAAGACCCGCCGGAAAAAUGUCAUGUUGUCAUUGAAUUGGAUAAAAAGGCUACUGUAUUUAAUGCUUUAAAUGAAAUUUUGCGUGCACAAGCUGAACUGGCUAAACAAGAUUGUAAAGUUAAAGUAGAUUAUGGUCUUCCAGAAGCAUCAAAUUACUUAUUGAAAGUCUGUUGUUCACAAGCUUAUCUGUUCGAUUUGAAUGAAUUACUCAUUCAAUAUGAAUAUAUACAACAAUGUAUUGAACAUUAUGAAUAUCCUUGUUUAAGUCCAAUAUUAAAGAAUGACAUUAAACAAAGUUUGCAUAAUUGUCUUAAUGAAUAUACUAAAAAUCACAUUUGUCAACUGAAUCAUAAUCAUCAGAAUUGGAUAAUCUCUUCAAAGUCCACAACAAAUAACUAUACCAAUAACUCCGAAAACAAUAACAAUUCCGUUGAUUUAUAUCAACAGUUAGAAAAUUUUUUAAUAAAUCAUGACAAAUUCGAUAAAUACGAAGAUGAUCAAUGCACGGAUAACAUUGAAGACAAUUUUAUUGAUUAUCAGUCUUUUGUUGAUCUCAACGAAGAUGGUGAUGUACCAGCUUUUGAUGAUAUUGGUAGUGCUUGUACAAUUCUUUCAUCUGAAGACAGUUCUUCAAGGAAUGUUGAAAGUAGGCAAAAGAAAUCAAAAUCUCAAUAUGCACUCACUCCUAAACAUCAAAAUAUUGUAUCACUUUGGGAACUAAGUGGAUUUUUAAGUGUACAAGUUUGUUCAGCACAAUUUCUUGUCGAAAAUAUUACAAAUUCAAAUUAUUCUUCCACAACCUCUCUCUCAUUAUCAACAGCUUCUUUUCCAUCCUCUUCAAUACAUCAAUCAAAUCCUAACUUAAAUGUAGUGCAACAUACGAGUGCAUCUGGUGGAGCUGCUUUAGAUGGAAGUUAUGUUGUACGAGUGGGGAUAUUUCAUGGUAGCCAGUUUUUAAUUGAAUGUCAAACAACUAAGGAAAGACCGGGAAACUAUCUAACAUGGCGCGAAUGGCUCAAUUUUCAUGUUCUUUUAGCUGAUCUACCUAUCGCUACUCGCAUUUGCGUAGCUCUUAUACGAGUCAAAAAAAUUGUCGAUCGAAAAAAUGUGAGAUUUUGUGAAUACCUAUAUGGCUGGGGUAAUAUCAAUUUAUUUGAUUACAAUGGUUUCAUGAUCUCGGAUGAAAUUACUUUAAAUUUAUGGCCACCGUCUUUAGUUCAGACGGCAGAUGAAAGUCUUCAUCCAUGUGGUACUGUACUCGGUAACCCCAACCCUGAAUUAUCAGUACAGAUCAAAAUUCAUAAUCCAACCCAAGGUCGUAUUCGUCGACCAACAGUUAAUUGUUAUAUUAAUGCAUAUCAUAAUAAAAAUUUUCAUUCUUCUUCCCAAUCCUAUUCAGACAAUGAUUCAAUGAAAUCGCGCAAUAAUGAUGAUGAUAAUAAUGAGGAUGAUAAGGAUGUUAAGAGUAGAAAAGUAGAUUAUACAUUUUGUACAAAUGAAAUUGAAGGUGAUGUAGACACUUGUCUAUUCAUGGAAUCAAAUAAUAAUUUAACAAUUCAUAGUCAAGAUAUACCAUCAGAAUUUGCAUUGAAUAAAUCUCUUCAAAAUAACACCAUUAAUUCAGCAACAACAAAUUUAUCAAAUAAAAUAUUAGAGUCAAGAUUACGUGAAAUAGUUAGUCGUGACCCGUUAUAUGAAUUAUGUGAACAAGAAAAAGAUUAUUUAUGGCGUGGUCGUUAUUGGUGUUUAAAUAAUUUACCUGCAGCAUUACCAUGGAUAUGUCAAGUUGUUAAUUGGUAUGGUCGUGAUACAUUAACAGAGUUCUAUAAACUUAUACAUCAAUGGCCACAACCAUUAAGUGUUGACAUUGCUUUGCGACUACUUGGUGCAUUCGAUUUGACAAGAAGUAAUUCAAAUCUUAUUAAUUUACCAAAUGGAAUAAAAGUUGGAGCAAGUGGAAUAGCUGACCUGUAUUUACGUAAAUUAGCUGUAAAUAGUUUGUAUAGUCUUAGUGAUGCUGAACUAAAUGAUUACCUGUUACAGUUGGUUCAGGCCCUUAAAGCCGAAACCUAUUUGGACAAUCCAUUAACCCGCUUUAUCUUAUAUCGUGCUUUAAAAAAUCCACUGCAAAUUGGUUUACGCUUCUUUUGGCAUUUACGUUCUGAACUUCAUUUGCCAGAUGUACGCCUUCGAUUCAGUCUAAUAUUAGAAGCAUUUUGUCGAGGUUGUGGACCACUGUUAAUAUUACUUUCCCGUCAAGUAACUGCUCUUAAUCGUUUAGAAGCUUUAAGUACACGUUUAAAAGAAUUAACUAAUGAAGAUGAACAACGUGAACUUUUCCGUGAGGAAGUGUCUCGAACAGAAACUCAAAGUGAUCUUCAAUGGUUACCAUCUCCAUUAUGUUUAAGUGAAACCUUAGGCGAAUUAUUAAUUAAAAAAUGUGAUGUUAAACGAUCUAAAAAAAGACCCUUAUGGCUUGUAUGGACAAAUCCUGAUAGACUUGCAGAAUUUCAUCACAAGAACUAUCAACUGAUAUUUAAACAUGGUGAUGAUCUCCGUCAAGAUAUGCUAACACUUCAGUUACUUAAAUUAAUGGACCGAAUAUGGAAAGAAGAAGGGAUGGAUAUGUGUUUAACAUCAUAUGGUUGUUUUGCAACAGGUUAUGAAAUGGGAAUAAUUGAAGCAGUACGUGAUUCACGUACAGUUAUGUCUAUACAAGGAGAACGUUUACGUUCCGCUUUACAAAUUGACUCAUCACAGCUAUAUAAAUGGUUAAUGCAACAUUCUAAACAAAAAGCAAGACAGCAAAACCACUCACCAUUAGGUGAUAGUUCUGCCUAUGAACGAAUGAUACGUACAUUUACUAUGUCAUGUGCUGGUUACUGCGUUGCUACAUUUAUUUUAGGAAUUCGAGAUAGACAUCCAGACAAUAUAAUGGUUGAUUCAACUGGCCGAUUGUUUCACAUUGAUUUUGGGCAUAUUUUAGAUAAUCGUAAGAAGAAAUUUGGUUUCACUCGUGAACGUGUACCAUUUGUUUUGACAAAAGAUUUUAUUACAGUAAUAGCACGUGGUAAUCCUGAUGCUGGGUCAAUUACGACAGCAACUAAUACUCCACCAUCGGUCAUCCAUAGUACUGUUGGAGGAAUAUACGGUAAUACAUAUUUUCAAGAAUUCACUGAUUUAUGUGGCAAAGCUUAUCUACUUUUACGUAAACAUUCAAAUCUCAUAUUAACAUUAUUAGCUAUGAUGUUACCUUCUGGAUUACCCGAGUUGACUUCAGUGUGUGAUUUGGAACAUGUAAGAAAAACUUUAGCUGUCGAAAUUGAUAAUGAACAAGAAGCGCUCGCCUAUUUUCAUCAGAAAUUUAAUGAAGCUUAUUCUGGUGCAUGGACAACGAAAAUUGAUUGGUUUUCACAUUGGAUGAAUACGUAA